Hepatospora eriocheir is the source of this 246-nucleotide messenger RNA. NCBI's taxonomy places the organism in Eukaryota, Fungi, Microsporidia, Hepatosporidae. The record is from the annotation of a GenBank genome assembly.
AUGCACAGGAAAGCACGUACUGAAAUAGAAAAAUAUGAUCUUGAGAGUCUUGAUGUUAAUGGGUUAAUUGAUUGUGGUGUUAAAUCAUUUUAUAAGUCAUUUGAUCCAAUAGUUGAUAAAGAAUUCAAAUUAGAAAUUGGUGUCAUGUCUGAUGAAACUAAUGGUAAGUUUAAGAGAUUGUCUGAAGAUGAAGUAAUGAGUUAUGUUGAACUUUAUAAAGAUUUAACAGUUGAAGAUGUUGAAUAA